AACCUUCCACUCAACAAAAUUUGAUUCAAAACCACAACUUCAUCAACAAACUAAACCCAUUAAAUUCAAAAAUCUGUGAAAGACCUGGAUUAAAAAAGGUCCGAUUCAACAAAUUAUUUCCACUUUGCAUUGAAGCCUGUGAGUAGAUGAGUUCGUAUGCCUUAAUCUAACCAGAAAAGCAGAAGCGGAGAAGGUGCAGGUAAAUGUCAUACAGCCUAUUCUGUUACAUUCAAAAAUUGCCUUAUACUUCAGUGUCAAAUGCCAAGAUGUUUAAAACAUUACGGUAGACAAAUUUUCAAGGAACCGUGGUUUCCAUCCUCGAGAUUGAAAUUUCAGAAGUUCUGCAUUGACAAUGAAAGAACUCUAUCUUGUAUCACUGGAGGGGUGUUUGAGGUGGAUUCCGUUCAAAAGUCCGCAUUUUAUGUUCAUCUUUUGCACGAAUGUGUUAAAACGAAAGCUCUGGAAGAUGGUAGGUCCGUUCACGCUGACAUAAUCAGAUCAGGAAUGGAACCAGACGUUUUCUUAUUCAACAAUCUUAUUAACAUGUACAUUAAAUGUGGGAAUUUAGAGGCUGCACGCCAAGUGUUUGACAAAAUGACUGGUAGAGAUAGUGUUUCCUGGAACGCAAUUAUUUCUGGACAUGCUCAGCACAGAAAUGGGGAAGGGAGUUUUAAGCUUUUCACUCGGAUGCGUCGAGAACGAAUAAAUCCAACGAAUUUUACUUUUGCUAGUCUUAUCAAUGCCUGCAAACAAAUGGAUGCUCUGGAUCAGGCCUUGCAGGUCAAUGCCUACGUUGUGAAAAUUGGAUUUGAGUCUGAUAUUUUCGUGGGAAGUGCUUUUGUUGACAUAUAUGCUAAAUUAGGUAGCAUGGAUUAUGCGCGCAAGAUGUUUGACCAAAUGCCUGAACGAAAUGUGGUUUCAUGGAAUGCAAUGAUUGCAGGUUGUGCUCAGCAUGAGGAUAUUGAAGAUGCUAUGGACUUGUUUUGGGAAUUCCUGUGGACAGGUAUGGUACCUACAGAGUUCACAUGGGCCACCGUCCUCAAUGCUUGCUCAAGAGCAAAAGCUCUCGCACCGGGAAAGCAGGCGCAUUCUCUCAUUCUAAAACAUGGCAUUGGAGAAAAUAUCUUUGUCGGAAAUGCUCUUGUUGACAUGUAUGGUAAAUGUAAAAAGGUUGAAGAUGCCCGCUUUAGUUUUGAUAAAAUGCCUAAAAUAGAUGUUGUAUCAUGGAAUUCAAUGAUUGCAGGAUAUGCUCAGAAUGAAUGUGAGGUAGAAGCUCUUGAGCUUUAUAGACAAAUGUCACAGACAGGAGUGGGACAUAAUCAAACAACCAUGGCCAGUAUUCUAAAGGUAUGUACCAAUAUAAGAGGUCUGGAACAGGGGCGGCAAGUGCAUGCCGAGGCUAUCAAAAGGGGGUUUGGUUUAGAUAGUUUUGUGGGUAGUGCCCUUAUUGACAUGUAUGCAAAAUGCGAGAACAUAUUUGAUGCACGUAAAUUGUUUGAUAAGACUUCUAAACAGAAUGUGGUUUUGUGGAAUGCAAUGAUCGCAGGAUAUACCGAAGGUGAGGAUAUUGAAAAACACUGUGAGGAUGCUCUGAUUCUCUUCUGCCAAAUGCGAAUUGCAGGAAUGAGAUCAAAUGAGUUUACAUUUGCUAGUGUUCUCAGGGCAUGUACUGCCCUGCAAACUACAGAAUGGGUAGAAGAUGCAUUUGAAGUGUUCAAAAGAAUGUGCAACCAAGAUGUUGUUUCGGGUAAUGCUAUGAUCGCAGGAUAUGCUCAGCAUGGGCAAUGUGAGCAGGCUUUGAAACUCUUCUGCCAAAUGCAACAUCGAGAUCUGGUUUCCUGGAAUUCUAUGAUUGCAAUGCAUGCACAAAAUAGGCACAAUGAGGAAGCCUUGAAACUAUUUCACAGCAUGCUGCAGGAUGCGAUAAAGCCUGAUGAGUUUACCUUGGUUAGCAUUGUUAGUGCUUGUGCUAAUCUAGCGUCUUUAGAGCAGAGCAAGGGGGUGCAUGCCCAUGUAAUUAAAUAUAGAUUGCAGUCAGAUGUUUUUGUUGCAAAUGUUGUUGUCGAUAUGUAUGCCAAAUGUGGAAGCAUAGAAGACUCAAUCAAAGUAUUUGACAAACUGUCAUCACGCAAUGUGGUCUCAUGGACUACAAUGAUUUCGGCAUAUGCUCAUUAUGGACUUGGCAAGGAAGCCCUUCUUAUAUUUGAACAAAUGCAACAAAGAGGAAUAAAACCUGACCAUGUGACCUUUGUUGGUGUUCUUUCUGCAUGUAGCCAUGCAGGCCUGGUGGAUGAGGGUCGACAUUACUUUGAUUCAAUGAGUCGAGAUCACAAUAUCAUGCCAAUAAGUGAUCACUAUAACUGUAUGGUAGAUCUUCUUAGCCGUGCUGGCUACCUAGAUGAGGCUGAAAACCUUAUCCAUAGAAUGACAAUUACACCCACUGCUUUGGUAUGGCGCACAUUGCUUGGGGCUUGUAGGAUUCAUGGAAAUAUACAGCUAGGUAAAAGGGCAGCCGAGUAUGUACUUGAAUUUGAACCAGAAGAUUCUGCAGCAUAUGUUCUAUUAGCAAAUAUACAUGCUGAAUCUGGUGGAUGGGAUGAUGUAGCCAAGGUGAGAAAACUGAUGAAAGAUAGAGGAGUUCGAAAGAACCCUGGACAGAGCUGGAUUGAAUCCAAGGGUAGCGUGCAUGUGUUUACCAUGGGGGACAGGUUACAUCCACAAACAAAGGAAAUCUACGCAAAGUUGGAGAGUUUGACAGUCCAAAUGCAGGAAGCAGGGUAUGUGUUACAUACGAACUCUCUGCUACGGAAUACAGAGCAUGAGCAUAGAGAUUACUUUUGUCAUCAUAGUGAAAAGCUCGCCAUUGCUUUUGGCUUGAUCAACACCCCCCAUGGAUCAUAUAUCAGAGUCAUCAAGAAUCUUCGAGUUUGUAAUGACUGCCACACUUUCAUCAAGUUCAUCUCCAAGAUGGUUGGGCGACAAAUUAUUGUGAGGGAUACCAACCGUUUCCACCACUUUAAGGAUGGACUGUGUUUGUGUGGUGACUAUUGGUGAUACAAAAUAAAUUAAUGGCAAACAAAUCUUAGAACUACCCUUGACCUGGCAUGCAAUGACUAGGUUUUUGUUAUUUAAGACAUUAUCUUGUAAAAGAACUAUAAUAACCACUAAAAAAUAGCUACUAAUAAAUAUUUCCUUAAUAUAAAGAAAGUAU
Messenger RNA from Cryptomeria japonica (Japanese cedar), 3211 nucleotides. Its product is annotated as pentatricopeptide repeat-containing protein At3g24000, mitochondrial. Gene Ontology annotation, biological process: RNA modification. Bases 259 to 3054 code for a protein of 931 amino acids. Gene Ontology annotation, molecular function: protein binding; zinc ion binding; RNA binding. The transcript has 2 exons. The record is from RefSeq and is a predicted model, not a curated record. NCBI's taxonomy places the organism in Eukaryota, Viridiplantae, Streptophyta, Pinopsida, Cupressales, Cupressaceae.